Pedinophyceae sp. YPF-701 is the source of this 1155-nucleotide messenger RNA. Lineage: Eukaryota; Viridiplantae; Chlorophyta; Pedinophyceae. The record is from the annotation of a GenBank genome assembly.
AUGGUGUUCGCCGUGGGUGCGUCCAAGCCCCUCGUGUGGGCCGGGGCGCGCACCAGGCCCCAGCGGGCGCGUCCCAGGACGGCAGCACCCGCUGUGCCUCGUUCCGUCCGCUGUCGAGCAGCUGCCGGGGAGGGCGAUGCAGCGCAGGCGGCGUCGGUCGCGGACGUGGCGAUGCCGCAGGGGCGCGUCACUGACGGGGGGUCGGAGCCGGGGGCGCCGCUUCCUGGGGAGGAGGUUGUGCGGUGGACGGAGUACGGGGCGCCCAUCUACGAGGGCUACUACGAGUGGAAGAACGGGUGGCGCAUCCGGUACCAGCGGUCGGGCGACUCGGGCCCCCCGGUGCUGCUUGUGCACGGGUUUGGCGGCAACUGCGACCACUGGCGGAAGAACACCGGCGAGCUCGGCAAGGCCGGCUGCCGCGCGUUCUCCAUCGACCUCCUCGGGUACGGGUACUCCUCGAAGCCGUCGCCGAAGAACGCGGAGCCCAACUCGAUCUACUGUUUCGAGAACUGGUCGGAGCAGCUCCGGCACUUCAUCGAGACCAAGAUCGGGGAGCCCACGGCGGUGGUGUGCAACAGCGUCGGAGGCAUCGCCGGGCUGCAGGCGGCCGUCGACGACCCCUCCCUCGUCACCUCCGUCGCCGUGCUCAACAUCUCGCUGCGCAUGCUCCACGUGUCCAAGCAGGCGCCGCUCUCGCGCCCGUUCGUCGCCGCGUUCCAGCGCGUCCUGCGCGAGACGGACAUCGGCAAAGCCUUCUUCGGGAGCGUCGCCCAGCCCCGCACUGUCGGCAACAUCCUCCGGCAGGCCUACCACGACCCCGCGACCGUCACCGACGAGCUCGUUGACUGCAUCCUCAAGCCGGGCCUCCAGGACGGCGCCGUCGACGUGUUCCUCGACUUCAUCAGUUAUUCGGGCGGCCCGUUGCCGGAAGACUUGCUGCGCGAGGUGCCAGUGCCGACGGUGGUGGUGUGGGGCGACAAGGACCCGUGGGAGAAGGUGGAGUGGGGCCGGGAGUUCGAGGCGUACCCGACCGUGAAGGAGUACAUCGAGCUUCCUGGCGUAGGGCACUGCCCGCAGGACGAGCGGCCGGACCUGGUCAACCCCGUGCUCCUGGACUUCGUCGGAAAGUACCACCGGCCCGUCGCGUCGGGGUGA